Messenger RNA from Pygocentrus nattereri (red-bellied piranha), 1140 nucleotides. RefSeq names its product trichohyalin-like. The transcript has a single exon. The coding region runs from base 1 to 1140 and encodes 379 amino acids. The record is from RefSeq and is a predicted model, not a curated record. NCBI's taxonomy places the organism in Eukaryota, Metazoa, Chordata, Actinopteri, Characiformes, Serrasalmidae.
AUGGAUGAUGGUGUUUUUGUGAUGGUGAUGGUGAGUUUUACAUUUAUGUCCUGUUGUAUUAAAGAAGCAAAGGGAGGUCAGAAUGACCGUGAACAGGCAGGAGGAGAUCAGGAAGACAGUCAGCAGGCAGGAGGAGGUCAGGAGGACAGUCAGCAGGCAGGAGGAGAUCAGGAUGACAGUCAGAAGGCAGGAGGAGGUCAGGAAGACAGUCAGCAGGCAGGAGGAGGUCAGGAAGACAGUCAGCAGGCAGGAGGAGGUCAGGAAGACAGUCAGCAGGCAGGAGGAGGUCAGGAAGACAGUCAGCAGGCAGGAGGAGGUCAGGAAGACAGUCAGCAGGCAGGAGGAGGUCAGGAAGACAGUCAGCAGGCAGGAGGAGGUCAGGAAGACAGUCAGCAGGCAGGUGGAGGUCAGGAAGACAGUCAGCAGGCAGGAGGACAGUCAGCAGGCAGGAGGAGAUCAGGAGGAAAGUCAGCAGGCAGGAGGAGAUCAGGAGGAAAGUCAGCAGGCAGGAGGAGAUCAGGAGGACAGGCAGGAGGAGAUCAGGAGGACAGGCAGGAGGAGAUCAGGAGGACAGGCAGCAGGCAGGAGGAGGUCAGGAAGACAGUCAGCAGGCAGGAGGAGGUCAGGAAGACAGUCAGCAAUCAGGAGGACAGUCAGCAGGCAGGAGGAGAUCAGGAGGACAGUCAGCAGGCAGGAGGAGAUCAGGAGGACAGUCAGCAGGCAGGAGGAGAUCAGGAGGACAGUCAGCAGGCAGGAGGAGAUCAGGAAGACAGUCAGGAGGAGAUCAGGAGGACAGUCAGCAGUCAGGAGGAGAUCAGGAGGACAGUCAGCAGGCAGGAGGAGAUCAGGAGGACAGUCAGCAGGCAGGAGGAGAUCAGGAGGACAGUCAGCAGGCAGGAGGAAAUCAGGAGGACAGUCAGCAGGCAGGAAGAGAUCAGGAGGGCAGACAGGAGGAGAUCAGGAGGACAGUCAGCAGGCAGGAGGACAGUCAGCAGGCAGGAGGAGAUCAGGAGGACAGUCAGCAGGCAGGAGGAGAUCAGGAGGACAGUCAGCAGGCAGGAGGAGAUCAGGAGGACAGUCAGCAGGCAGGAGGAGAUCAGGAGGACAGUCAGCAGACAGGACCUACUAGCAAAGAGGUGA